Molecule: messenger RNA, 2999 nt
Organism: Drosophila busckii
Lineage: Eukaryota; Metazoa; Arthropoda; Insecta; Diptera; Drosophilidae
Gene: Vps53
Product: vacuolar protein sorting-associated protein 53 homolog
Exons: 4
Coding region: 78-2744 (888 amino acids)
Biological process (GO): retrograde transport, endosome to Golgi
Cellular component (GO): GARP complex
Source: RefSeq, a predicted model, not a curated record
UUGUGAAUCGGCAACGAAAAUUGUCAACGAAAACAGUAAAAAUAUAAUUAAUAGCACUUAAGCGUAAAAAAUAUACAAUGAGCGAGGCUGCAGUGGCCACGGAUCAGGAUGCCAUUGCUGGCCAAAUGAUAAGCAACAACAAAAUACACUUUUCAAAGGAGGUGAAGCAGGUCAUAGACAAGGUGCUCAAGACGGACGAACAGGAUCCCAUGGAUGCGCCAGACUUUAAUACAGUAGAGUACAUCAAUCAAUUGUUUCCAAAUGAGCAAUCGCUGGCUAAUAUCGAUGAGACAAUUGAACGUAUGCAGUGUGAUGUGUCGCUGAUUGAUGACAAUAUUCGUUCUGUGGUGCGGGGUCAAACAAAUACGGGUCAGGAUGGUCAGCUGGCGUUGUGCGAGGCGCAAAAGGUGAUCAGCUCGCUAUUUAGUCAUAUUAUUGAUGUAAAGACACGUGCCGAGAGAACUGAGGAAAUGGUCAAAGAGAUUACACGGGAUAUCAAGCAGCUAGACUGCGCCAAGCGGAAUCUUACUUCGGCCAUCACGACACUUAACCAUCUGCAUAUGCUUGUGGGUGGAAUAGAGAGUCUGAAUGAGCUGAUAGAGCGGCGUGCCUAUGGCGAAAUACUAAAUCCUUUGCAAGCCAUAACCGAAGUCAACCAGCAUUUUCAGCAAUACUCGGAUAUAGAAGAAAUUAAGAAUCUCUCGCAAAGCGUGGACAAAAUACAGGUAACACUGGCCCAGCAAAUUACAGAGGACUUCAAAGAAGCGUUUGCCAGCAAGCCUACAACCCAGCACAGAUUGGGUUUCAAUCAGCUAGCUGACGCGUGCAAAGUCAUGUCUGUGCUGGAUGCCAAGGUGAAGAAGGAACUGCUCAAGUGGUUCAUAGCGCAACAGCUGGAGGAGUAUAUGCAGCUAUUCCAUGAAAACCAAGACAUUGCCUGGCUGGAUAAGAUAGAUAAACGAUAUGCCUGGCUCAAGCGGCACUUGUUGGACUUUGAGGACAAAUAUGGCCCAGUGUUUCCACUCAAUUGGGAAGUUUCCGAGCGCAUAACAGUGGAGUUUUGUCGCCAGACGCGUCAGCAGCUAUCGCAAAUUAUGUCCAAGCGCGCAAAUGAAAUUGAUGUGCGUUUGCUGCUGUUUGCUAUCAACAAAACGCAAGCUUUUGAGCAGCUGCUGUCCAAGCGCUUCACUGGCGUCACUCUGGGCGCCAGCACGGCUGAGCAGACACGCGUUUUAACUGCCACGGAGCAGCCCUUAACACAAACUGUAUUCCAUGAUCAGAUUGGUCAGUGCUUCAAGCCUCAUUUGGACAUUUACAUACGCAGCAUUGAUCGCAAUCUGGCGGAAUUGCUGGAGAAGUUUAUCGAAAUGUCCAAAGAGCCAUACAAGUUUGCCGAGGCCAAGACUACAGUCUAUCCCAGCUCUGGUGACUUAUUUGUGUUCUAUAAGAAAUGCAUGGUGCAGUGCAAUCAGCUGAGCAAUGAGCAGCCCAUGUAUGAGCUCGCUUUGGUCUUUAAGAAAUAUUUACGUGAAUAUGCGGCCAAAGUGCUGGAGGGCAGCACACCCAAGCUGGUCACAAGCAGCACCGGCAGUUCCAUAGGCAAAAGCGUUUCACUGCUCACGCGUGAUAUGCAGAAUCUAUCCACAGCUGCGGGUCAAGUGUUCCACAACUUUUUAAAGGAAGGCGAUGUGCAGCGUUUUCAACGCGACGAUCUAGUGCGCAUUUGCUGUGUGCUAACCACAGGCGAGUACUGUCUGGAGACUGUGCAGCAGCUGGAGGAUAAGCUGAAGGAAAAGGUCACAGCGCCCUAUGCCAGCAAGAUAGAUAUGAGCGAGGAGAAGGAUGUGUUCCAUCGCAUUAUAUCCAACUGCAUACAGCUGCUAGUGCAGGAUCUGGAAACUGGCUGCGAUGCUUCACUACAAGCCAUGGCCAAGGUGCCGUGGCAACAAAUAAGCAAUGUGGGCGAUCAGAGCGCUUUCAUUAGCAGCAUUUACAGCAAUUUUAAGCAAACGGUGCCCACCAUACGAGACACUUUGGCCAGCUCACGCAAAUACUUUACACAGUUCUGUCACCGCUUUGUGGCUGCUUUUAUACCCAAGUUCAUCAACGUGCUUUAUCGCUGCAAGCUUACCCAAUCCGAUGGUUCCAAUAAUGUGCUGGGCUGCGAGCAGCUGCUGCUGGACACGCAUUCGCUUAAGACAGCGCUGCUGGAGCUGCCCUCCGUAGGCUCGAGUGUGAAUCGCAAGGCGCCCACCAGCUACACCAAGGUGGUGGUCAAGGAUAUGACGCGCGCUGAAAUGAUUAUCAAGGUGGUCAUGACGCCAGUGCAGCCGCCUGCACAUUUUACGCAACAAGUGCUCAAGCUGCUGCCGGACAUUACCAUAGCGGAGUAUCAAAAGAUUCUGGAUAUGAAGGCGGUCAAGCGUGUGGAUCAGCUGCAGCUUAUAGAUCUCUUCAAGCACACGGCUUCAGCGGCAGCAGUCAGCGGACUCAUCGAACAGCCAACUCAAAGCGAGGAGGAGCCAGUGCCCGCUGCUGAAACUACAGAUGAGACGGACACCACGGUUAGCGCCAGCGCUGAGAGCACAACUACCAACACUACUACGACGAGCAGCAGCACGCCCAAGCGCGCGUUUAUCUUCAGCGUGGGCAGCUUUACGGGCAACGCAGAUCGCAAUGCUGACGGCAGCUCACAGACCGGCAUACGCAAGCUGGAGAGUCUGCUCAAGAAACGGUUUCCCUAGCCAGAUCGAUUUUCUGCCUUUUAUCCAAACACAUUCCAAACACUUUAUGAUUUCCUUUAAACAGUCGCACGUCCGUUUAGUACAUUUUUAUUGAUUACUAACUUUUAGUUUAAGUGCAAACAAAUUUAAUUUAAAUUUAUUAUUUAUGAGCGAAUGCAAUAGCUUUAAGUUCAGCUGAAGUUACUUAACGUUAAUACGAUUGACAAAUAUUUAUUAUUGCAAUAAAAAAAUUUACUUCCAAGUUUAACUUGCAAU